Molecule: messenger RNA, 702 nt
Organism: Rangifer tarandus platyrhynchus (Svalbard reindeer)
Lineage: Eukaryota; Metazoa; Chordata; Mammalia; Artiodactyla; Cervidae
Source: the annotation of a GenBank genome assembly
AUGUGGCACCGGCUAUUCCCGUUGCUGCUGCUCUCCUCUGCCUCGGUGCCCACCUCCACUGCAGCCCCGAUCCGCGAUGGUGACGUCCAGGAGAGCUCCUCAGGUUUUCUAGGUCUUCAGAGUCUACUUCAAGGCUUCACACGGCUUUUCCUGAAGGAUGAUCUGCUGCGGGGCAUGGACAGCUUCUUCUCUGCCCCUAUGGACUUCCGGGGCCUUCCUAGGAACUACCACCAAGAAGAGAACCAGGAGCGCAGGCUGGGAAACAACACUCUCUCCAGCCACCUCCAGAUUGACAAGGUGACCAACAACAAGACAGGAGAGGUACUGAUCUCUGAAAAGGUGGUGGCAUCCAUUGAGCCAAGAGAGGGGAGUUUGGAGGGUGACUGGAAGGUUCCUAAGAUAGAGGAGAAAGAGGCCCUGGCGCCUGUCCUGAAGGCCGUGGACAGCUUCCACCCGGAACCCCAUCCGCGAGUGGCCUUCUGGAUCAUGAAGCUGCCACGGCGGAGGUCCCACCAGGAUACCCAGGAGGGCGGCCACUGGCUCAGUGAGAAGCGACACCGUCUACAGGCCAUCCGGGAUGGGCUCCGAGAGGGGACCCGCGAGGACGGACUCGAAGAGGGCACCCAGAGCGCCUCUUACUCCAAGCUACCCGCCCGCAAGACCCACUUCCUGUAUAUCCUCAGGCCGUCCCAGCAGUUGUAA